Molecule: messenger RNA, 345 nt
Organism: Brenthis ino (lesser marbled fritillary)
Lineage: Eukaryota; Metazoa; Arthropoda; Insecta; Lepidoptera; Nymphalidae
Source: the annotation of a GenBank genome assembly
AUGAAAGAAACUCAGCGGAAUAACACGUUUAUAUUAUAUGUAACUCAGUUAUCAAUAGGAAAUUCAAUCCCACAAGCUUGCGGCAUCGAGGUUAUCAGUCCUGCUGGUCUGGUCCUUGUGGGAUUGCAAAAAAAUCAUGCUUAUGUUGUUAGUAGUUAUGUUCAUGAAUUUAUGAGGUGCAAAAUACGAGCUCUUGUUCCUGUCGAGCAUGCACAAUCCAACAAUAGUGAUAAAUCCGAAAAUAACAGUGACUACGAAUUGCCGCCACCUUCUCCAAGUACAGUUUCAUCUUCUAGGCCUUCCAUUAAUUCUUGUUUAGAACGCUUAGACCUCAAUAAUAGUCCC